Messenger RNA from Ananas comosus (pineapple), 2472 nucleotides. Its product is annotated as chloride channel protein CLC-c. The record is from RefSeq and is a predicted model, not a curated record. Lineage: Eukaryota; Viridiplantae; Streptophyta; Magnoliopsida; Poales; Bromeliaceae. Gene Ontology annotation, molecular function: voltage-gated chloride channel activity. Gene Ontology annotation, cellular component: plant-type vacuole membrane; intracellular membrane-bounded organelle. Gene Ontology annotation, biological process: chloride transport; transmembrane transport. The transcript has 7 exons. Bases 15 to 2306 code for a protein of 763 amino acids.
AAGAGGUGGCGACGAUGGAGAGGGGAGGGUCGAGCUUCGAUGGCGACGCGGCGGCGGCGGCGGAGGAGGAGGCGGCGUUGAGGGAGCCGCUGCUGCGGCGGAGAACCCUCAACACCACCUCGCAGAUCGCCAUUGUUGGAUCCAACAUUUGCCCCAUCGAGAGCUUGGAUUAUGAGAUUGUUGAGAAUGAUCUUUAUAAAGAGGACUGGAGAUCAAGAAAAAAAGUUCAGAUAUUUCAAUACAUAAUCCUCAAGUGGACGCUUGCACUCCUUAUAGGAUUGGCUACUGGAUUAGUUGGCUUCUUCAACAACAUUGCAGUUGAAAACAUUGCUGGAUUUAAGUUGUUGUUAACAAGUAAUCUAAUGCUGAAGGAUAAAUAUCAGGAAGCAUUUGCUGUAUAUGCUGGGUGCAACUUAAUUUUGGCAGCAGCAGCAGCAGCACUAUGUGCUUAUGUCGCCCCUGCAGCAGCUGGGUCAGGGAUACCUGAAGUUAAAGCUUAUCUUAAUGGAGUCGAUGCAUACUCUAUAUUGGCACCUAGCACCCUCUUUGUGAAGAUAUUUGGUUCUAUAGGGGGAGUUUCUGCCGGAUUUGUAUUGGGAAAGGAGGGCCCUAUGGUGCAUACAGGAGCAUGCAUUGCCAAUCUACUGGGACAAGGGGGGUCCCACAAGUAUCGAUUGACAUGUACGUGGCUCAGGUACUUCAAGAAUGACAGAGAUCGGCGAGAUAUGAUCACUUGCGGAGCUGCAGCAGGUGUUGCAGCUGCCUUUCGCGCCCCAGUUGGCGGGGUUCUCUUUGCACUCGAAGAAGCAGCAUCCUGGUGGAGAAGUGCUCUUCUUUGGAGGACAUUUUUCACGACAGCUGUGGUUGCUGUUGUGUUAAGAGCUCUCAUAGAAUACUGCAGAAGCGGAAAGUGCGGUCUCUUCGGCAAAGGAGGAUUAAUAAUGUUUGAUGUCAGUUCAAGUGUUACCACAUAUAGCACGCCAGAUCUGAUAGCCGUUAUUUUGCUUGGCGUCCUCGGUGGACUCCUUGGAGCCCUGUACAACUUUCUGCUGGAUAAGAUCCUUCGCUAUUAUAGCUUCAUCAAUGAAAGAGGCGCUCCGUUCAAGAUCCUACUAACGGUCACCAUCUCUCUCUUGACCUCUUGCUGCUCCUUCGGCCUCCCUUGGCUCGCCAAGUGCACGCCAUGCCCCCCCGACCUAGGCCACCAGUGCCCCACCAUUGGCCGAUCGGGCAACUUCAAGAGCUUUCAGUGCCCCCCGGGCCACUACAACGACCUUGCCUCCCUUUUCCUCAACACCAAUGACGACGCCAUUCGUAACCUCUUCAGUGGCGGCACUGAAAGCGAGUUCUAUAUCUCCACCCUCUUCAUCUUCUUUUUCGCUGUCUAUGCACUAGGCCUCGUGACUUACGGUAUAGCUGUCCCUUCUGGUCUCUUCAUCCCCGUCAUACUGGCCGGUUCUUCCUUCGGCCGCCUUGUCGGCACACUCCUCGGCCCUAUUUCAAGCUUGGAUAAGGGCCUUUUCGCCGUUCUUGGGGCCGCUUCUUUCCUCGGCGGGACUAUGAGAAUGACGGUCUCGGUUUGUGUAAUACUCCUUGAACUUACCAAUGAUCUUUUAAUGCUUCCCCUCGUGAUGCUCGUCCUCCUCAUAUCAAAAUCUGUAGCUGAUAGCUUCAACAAAGGUGUAUAUGACCAGAUCGUCAAGAUGAAGGGCUUGCCCUAUUUGGAAGCCCAUGCCGAGCCAUACAUGAGAAACUUGGUCGCAAGGGACGUCGUGUCAGGCCCGCUCAUUACCUUCUCCAGCGUGGAAAAGGUGGGAACCAUAGUGCAGGCUUUAACGUUGACGGGCCAUAACGGCUUUCCAGUAAUAAAUGAGCCGCCUUUCUCAGCAGCGCCCGAGCUGUGCGGGCUUGUGUUGAGGUCACAUUUGCUUGUCGUGCUCAAAGGAAAGAGAUUUACGAAAGAUAGGGUAUUGACUGGGGCGUCGGAGGUUUUCCGCAGGUUUGGUCCCUUUGAUUUUGCGAAAGCGGGGUUGGGGAAGGGCUUAAAGUUUGAAGACUUGGAUAUAAGCGAGGAGGAGACAGAAAUGUAUGUCGAUCUCCAUCCAAUUACUAAUAGAUCGCCAUAUUCAGUAGUGGAGACGAUGUCUUUAGCGAAGGCAGCAGUUCUUUUCAGGGAGCUCGGGCUUAGACACCUGUGUGUUGUGCCUAAGACCCCAGGGAGGCCUCCGAUCGUAGGGAUCCUAACACGGCACGACUUCAUGCCGGAGCACAUCCUCGGACUCUUCCCUCAUUGCAAGCGCCAUUAGGCGAGAUCUGAUCUCGAAACCGAUUCAUUUGUUACAUAAAUAGGUACAAUUUACUGCAUUAAUCAACACUCCUCACUCUCAUUAUAAGUGGUGUCUAUUUUGACAUUCCUUCAAUAAUUAUUCCCAGAAGAUAAUAAAUAAAUGUUACAUUUACAUCUUUAAUUUA